AUGAAGCUCCAACUAAUUGUAUUCGUCCUAAUCCUCUGGACUGAAACGCUGGCAUAUCAGAGUCCAGGACCGGGCCCCGAGUAUGCAGAUGUGGUGUUUCUGGUGGACAGCUCUGAUGACCUGGGGAGUAAGUCCUUCCCAUUUGUGAGAACUUUCCUCAGCAAGCUGAUCAGCAGCCUCCCCAUAGAGGCCGACAAGUACCGUGUGGCCCUGGCCCAGUACAGCGAUGCUCUCCACAACGAGUUCCAGCUGGGCUCCUUCAAGAACAGGAACCCCAUGCUGAACCACCUGAAGAAGAACUUCCAGUUCAUCGGUGGGUCCCUGAAGAUAGGGAACGCCCUGCAAGAGGCUCACAGGACCUAUUUCUCUGCCCCCACAAAUGGAAGAGACAAGAAACUGUUCCCCCCGAUCCUGGUGGUGCUGGCUUCAUCCGAGUCUGAGGAUGAUGUGGAAGAGGCUUCGGAGGCCCUGAGGGAAGAUGGGGUGAAGAUCAUCUCGGUGGGGGUGCAGAAGGCUUCUGAGGAAAACCUGAAGGCUAUGGCCACAUCCCAGUUCCAUUUCAACCUCAGGACGGUCAGAGACCUCAGUGCGUUUGCCGCAAACAUGACACAGAUCAUCAAGGACGUAACUAAGUACAGGGAAGGAACGGCUGUGGCCCUGAUCACGCCGCCAGCCCCAAUUACACCUGCAACCCUAAGCACAGCAGCAACUGAUGCUGGAAAGACAGUUCCUGUUCCCAUAUCCUGCCAGAGAGACUCCCUGGCUGACAUCAUAUUCUUGGUGGACGAGUCAGUGGGGACCACACAGAAUCUGAGGGACCUUCAGAGCUUCCUGGAGAAUGUCACCAGCUCUGUGGACGUGAAGGACAAGUGCAUGAGGCUUGGGCUGAUGAGCUAUAGCGACAGGGUUCAGACUAUUGCGUCCCUGAAGUCAAGUGCCAACCAGUCUGAAUUCCAGCAGCAAAUUCAGAAACUCUCCCUCCGGGCUGGGGGGUCGAAUGUGGGGGCCGCCAUCGAGAAGAUGAGGAGAGAAGGUUUCUCAGAGUCCGGUGGCAGCAGGAAGGCACAGGGCGUCCCUCAGAUUGCUGUGCUGGUCACCCACAGGCCAUCGGAUGAUGCAGUGCGCGAGGCUGCACUGGACCUUCGCUUGGAUGGCGUAACUAUGUUUGCUCUGGGCAUCCAAGGGGCCAACAGCACGCAGUUGGAAGACAUAGUGUCCUACCCUUCCAAGCAGAGCAUUUCCACACACAGAUCCUACAGUAACUUGGAAUCAUACAGUGGGAACUUCCUGAAGAAGAUCCACAAUGAAAUCUGGACCCAAGUUUCUACCUAUGCUGAACAAAUAGAACUCGAUAAAACUGGCUGUGUGGAUACAAAGGAAGCAGAUAUCUACUUCCUCAUUGACGGCUCGUCCAGCAUCCUUAAGAAACAGUUUGAGCAAAUCCAGAUAUUUAUGUCCUCUGUGAUAGACAUGUUUCCCAUUGGUCCCAACAAAGUCCGAGUAGGAGUCGUGCAGUAUUCACAUAAGAAUGAAGAGGAAUUUCCCAUCUCUCUCUACAUGGAUGCCAUAGCCUUGAAGAAGGCUAUUUUUAACAUCAAGCAACUCAAGGGUCGCACAUUCACUGGGAAAGCCUUGGAUUUCAUACUGCCAAUAAUAAAGAAGGGAAAAUCAGAGCGGGCAGAUGAAAUCCCCUGUUACCUCAUCGUACUGACUGAUGGGAAGUCAGAAGACGGUGUUCUAGAACCCGCCGACAGACUCAGGGCUGAACAUGUCACCAUUCAUGCAGUUGGGAUUGGUGAGGCGAAUAAGACCCAACUUCAACAAAUUGCCGGGAACGAUGAAAGGGUCAACUUUGGGCAGAAUUUUGAUUCCCUAAAGAACAUAAAAAAUGAAAUUGUCCACCGCAUCUGCUCUGAAAAAGGAUGUGAAGACAUGAAGUCUGAUAUCAUGUUUUUGGUGGACAGUUCUGGAAGCAUAGGGGAUGUAAAUUUUGAGACAAUGAAAACCUUUAUGAAAAACCUGGUGGGGAAGAUCCAGAUUGGUGCCAACAAAACGCAAGUUGGCGUUGUUCAGUUCAGCGAUUACAAUAAGGAAGAAUUCCAGCUGAAUACAUUCUUCACACACAAAGAAAUUUAUACUGCCAUAGACAGGAUGUCGCCUAUCAACAGAAACACGUUGACGGGAAGCGCACUCACCUUUGUGAAUGAAUACUUUGACCUUCCCAAGGGGGGCCGUCCCGGGGUCAGAAAGUUUCUCAUCCUCCUCACAGAUGGACAAGCCCAAGAUGAAGUAGGGGGUCCUGCGAUGGCUCUCAGGAACAAAAGUGUGACCAUCUUUUCUGUGGGUGUGUAUGGUGCCAAUAGGGCUCAGCUGGAGGAAAUCAGUGGGGAUGGCAGCCUGGUCUUUCAUGUUGAGAACUUUGACCAUCUGAAGGCGAUAGAGAGUAAACUCAUCUUCCGCGUGUGUGCUCUGCAUGAUUGCAAGAGGAUUGAACUCUUAGACAUCGUGUUUGUCCUGGACCAUUCAGGCAGCAUAAAUUCACAACAACAAGAAAGCAUGAUUAACCUCACCAUCCACUUGGUGAAGAAGGCAGAUGUUGGCAGGGACCGAGUCCAGUUUGGAGCUCUCAGAUACUCCAACGAUCCUGAGAUUCUUUUCUAUCUUAACACAUACUCAAGCAAAUCAGACAUCAUUGAGCACCUGAGACGACGCAGGGACACCGGAGGGGGAACCUACACUGCCAAGGCUCUCCAGCAUGCAAACAUCCUGUUCACAGAAGAGCAUGGCAGCCGCCUGAAGCAGAACGUGAGGCAGCUGAUGAUUGUCAUCACGGAUGGCGAGUCCCAUGACCGAAAUAAACUCAAUGCCACAGCAUGGGGACUAAGGGACAAAGGCAUCACCAUCUUUGCAGUUGGUGUAGGAGAUGCCAACCAAGAUGAACUGCAGGCCAUGGCAGGGAAGAAGGAAAACACUAUCCAUGUAGACAGUUUCGACAAACUGAGAGACAUUUACAUGCCUCUGCAAGAAACUCUGUGCAACAGUUCACAAGAGACCUGUAACCUUCAGGAAGCUGAUGUGAUCUUCCUUUGUGAUGGCUCUGACAUGGUGUCUGAUUCAGAGUUUGUUACCAUGACAACUUUCUUGUCAGACUUAAUUGAUAAUUUUGACAUUCAGUCUCAAAGAAUGAAAAUCGGGAUGGCUCAAUACGGGAGCCGGUAUCAGGAAAUCAUUGAGUUGGAGAGCUCCCUGAACAAGACUCAGUGGAAGUCUAGGAUCCAAGCUGUGGCCAAGAGCCAGGGCUUUCCACGAAUUGACUUUGCUCUUAAGCAUGUGAGCGACAUGUUUCAUCCCUCUGUCGGUGGGAGGAGAAAUGCUGGUGUUCCUCAGACUUUGGUUGUCAUCACGUCUGGCUCUCCCCGCUAUGAUGUGGCAGAUGCAGUAAAAGCCCUGAAAGACCUCGGCAUCUGUGUCCUGGCUCUGGGCAUUGGAGAUGUUUAUAAGGAACAACUUCUGCCCAUCACAGGCAACUCAGAAAAAAUAAUUACUUUCCAAGACUUUAAUAAAUUGAAGAAUGUGGAUGUGAAGAAAAGAAUGGUCCGCGAAAUCUGCCGGAGCUGCGGGAAAUCCAAUUGCUUUGUGGAUGUAGUGAUUGGGUUCGACCUUUCCAGUCACCUCCAGGGCCAGCCUUUGUUCCAGGGUCAUCCCCGCUUAGAAUCAUACCUCCCAAACAUCUUAGCGGACAUCACCUCCAUCAGAGGGGUGAGCUGUGGAGCAGGCGCAGAGGCACAGGUGAGCCUGGCCUUUACGGUGAACAGUAACCAAGAGUUCCCAGCCAAGUUCCAAAUCUACCAGAAAGCAGUGUUUGACAACUUGCUGCAAGUCACCGUCCGUGGCCCAACUCAUCUGAACGCCCAGUUCUUGCAGUCACUCUGGGAUGUGUUUGAGGAGAAAUCUGCCUCCAGGGGCCAGGUGAUGCUUAUCUUCUCAGAUGGUCUCCAGGGCGAAAGCAUCAGCAUGCUGGAGCAGCAGUCGGACAGGCUCAGAGAAGCAGGACUGGAUGCUUUGUUGGUGGUGUCCCUUGAUGCAUUGGCUCAGGAUGAGUUUUCCAGCUUUGAAUUUGGAAAAGGAUUUGACUAUAGGACUCACCUGACCAUUGGAAUGACAGACCUGGGCAAGACACUUUCCCAGUAUCUGGGAAACAUUGCAGAGAGGGCUUGUUGCUGUACGUUUUGUAAAUGUCCAGGGAUUCCAGGACUUCAAGGGACCCGGGGACUUCAAGCCUCCAAGGGUUCUUCAGGCCUGAAAGGCAGCCGAGGACACAGGGGAGAGGACGGAGACCCUGGAAGACGAGGAGAAAUUGGACCUCAAGGAGACAGAGGGAUCAUAGGAUGUCAGGGGACUCGAGGCCAAAAGGGCGUCAAAGGAUUUUCUGGAGCCCAGGGAGAACACGGAGAAGAUGGGCUUGAUGGACUAGAUGGAGAAGAUGGAUUUUAUGGACUUCGUGGGGGAAAGGGGGAAAAAGGUGACGCUGGCUCUCAGGGCAGCCCAGGUUCCAGAGGUGCCCCUGGAGAAGAUGGAGCGAAGGGCUUCCCAGGGGAUCCCGGUAACCCAGGACGAGACAGCACCAUCAAAGGCCAGAAGGGUGCCAAAGGAGACCGAGGAAGCCAAGGGAGAACUGGGCCGAAGGGGACACAAGGCAGUCCUAGCUCCGGAGGAAGCAGGGGAAUGGAAGGCCGGAGGGGACCCCAGGGUCCCUCGGGGGAAGCAGGAGACCUGGGGCCUCAAGGUACACAGGGACCAGAAGGACUACAAGGCCCACAGGGGUCCAGUGGAAACCGAGGCGAGAAAGGAGAAAAAGGAAGCCAAGGGUACCAGGGACCUCAGGGUUCUCCUGGGCCAGCAGGACCUAGAGGGAGCAUUGGAAGACCUGGAUUUUGGGGGAGAAAGGGGGAGCUCGGAGUUCCUGGAGGCCCCGGACCAGCUGGGCCCCCUGGACAGCGAGGAGAACAGGGAGAUCAUGGCAUCCCAGGCUAUGGCCAGACAGGACAAAAAGGAGUUAAGGGCCCAACAGGAUUCCCUGGGGAUCCAGGGCAGAAGGGUGACUCUGGAGAUCCUGGAAGUCCUGGGGGACCUGGACCCAAAGGAUUCAAGGGACUGACUCUCUCUCAAGGCUUGAAAGGUGAGACUGGAAGACCAGGGUCUCAAGGCCCUCCUGGACCAAGAGGUCCUAAAGGCACAGCAGGGCAGCCUACGUAUUCUCACUGUGAUCUGAUCCAGUUCCUGCGGAGCCACAGUCCCUGUUGGAAAGAAAAGUGUCCCGUGUAUCCAACAGAGCUGGUAUUUGCUCUGGACCAGUCCUCUGGAAUUACAGAAAGAAGAUUUAAUGAAACAAGAGACAUCAUUACGUCCAUUGUCAGUGACCUCAACAUCAGGGAAAAUAACUGUCCUAUCGGAGCCCGGGUUGUUGUGGUUUCCUAUGACUCAGACACCAGCUACCUCAUCCGUGGGUCUGACUACCAGAGCAAGAAACAUCUCCUUCAGCUUCUUUCCCAAAUAAAAUACCAAGUCCCCCAGAAAGCCAGGGACAUUGGCAACGCGAUGAGGUUUGUGGCCCGCAAUGCUUUCAAGCGGACAUCUUCAGGAUCCAACGUCAGGAGAGUUGCAGUGUUCUUCAGCAAUGGCCAGGCAGCCAGUAGAGAGUCCAUUCUCACGGCCACCAUGGAGUUCAGUGCCCUGGAUAUCAGCCUUGCCGUCUUCGCUUAUAAUGAAAGAGUUUUCCUUGAUGAGGCCUUUGGGUUUGAUGACACUGGGACAUUUCAGGUGAUUCCAGUUCCUCCAGCUGGGAAUUAUGAGCCCCUGGAAAGGCUUCGGCGCUGCACACUUUGCUACGACAAGUGUUUUCCAAAUACUUGUGCAGAAGACACUUUCUUUCCUGAAAAUUCAUACAUGGAUGUAGCGUUGCUCUUAGACAAUUCCCGUCAUAUAGCCAAUGAUGACUUCCAAGCCAUGAAGACAUUGGUGAGCUCAGUGAUUGACAACUUCCACAUCACUUCAAACCCUUCAGCCUCGGACAGGAUUGCUUUGCUGAGCUAUUCUCCCUCAGAGAAUUCCAGAAAGAAAAGCAAGGUGAAGACAGAGUUUGAGUUUACAACCUACGACAACCAAGCCAUCAUGAAGAACUACGUCCACACUUCCAUCCAACAACUAAAUGGAGAUGUGACUGUUGGUCUUGGCCUACAGUGGGCCAUGGAGAAUCUCUUCCCAGGAACCCCCAAUCCAAGAAAACACAAGGUCAUCAUUGUGAUUUCAGCUGGAGAGAAUCAUGAGGAGGAGGAAUUUAUGAGGAUGGUAUCUUUGAGGGCCAAAUGUCAAGGCUAUGUCAUAUUUGUGGUUUCUCUGGGCUCCACACCAAGAGAUGAGUUGGAACAGUUAGCUAGCUACCCACGCGAUCACCAUCUGAUACAACUCGGGAGGAUGCACAAGCCAGAUCUGAAUUAUAUUGUGAGGUUUCUAAAGCCAUUUGUAUACUCUGUCAGACGUCGCUUCAAUCAGUACCCACCGCCGAUGCUGGAGGGCGAUUGCAGGCGCCUCAAUAUAGAGAGGGGAGAUGCCCUACACGGCAGCCUCCGAUUGGCUGCUAAUCUGCAUGAGGUUUCCGCAAGCAAGAGCAGCCUUCUUGGUCAAGAGCUGAGCACUGGGAAAGACUCGUCUUUUAUGUUGGAGGAUCAUGGAGGCGACCAUUUGGUUUACAUGGCAAACCAAAUGCUGAAGCCAGAAACUCUAGUGAGUCACUAUGAAAAUGAUCAGGGAUCUGCAGCAAUGGCAAGUCUCACGUCUGAACAUGAAAAUCAUGGCCGAGAAGAACUGGGUCUUGCUGAUGAGCCUGGGGAAGCUUCUCUUCAAGAUUAUUAUAUGGAUGUGGCCUUCCUCAUAGAUGCUUCUCAAAGAGUAGGAAAUGAUGUGUUUCAGGAAGUGAAAACUCUUACAACUUCGGUACUGGAUUACUUUCACAUCGCCCCAGAUCCGCUGACCUCUGUCUUAGGAGACAGAGUGGCUGUCCUGACCUACUCUCCUCCAGGCUAUCUGCCAAACACUGGAGAGUGCCCAGUCUACAUGGAAUUUGAUUUGGUCACUUACAACAGGGUACACCAAAUGAAACAUCAUCUCCAAGAGUCUCUUAAGCAGCUCAAUGGAGAUGUUUUCCUUGGUCACGCUCUUCAGUGGACAAUUGACAAUGUCUUUGUAGGAACCCCCAAUCUGAGGAAAAACAAAGUUAUCUUUAUAAUAUCUGCUGGUGAAACCAGUCCUCUAGACAAAGAAGUCUUACAGAAGGCAUCUCUGAGAGCCAAGUGCCAAGGCUACACCAUAUUUGUAUUUUCCUUUGGUCCUGUACACAAUGACAUGGAGUUAGAAGGAUUAGCGAGCCACCCCCUGGAUCAUCACUUAGUCCAGCUUGGUCGGAUACACAAGCCAGAUAUGGACUAUAUCAUAAAGUUCGUCAAGCCAUUUGUCCAUUCAAUCAGACGUGCUAUCAACAAAUACCCCACCAGAGAUCUGCAAGCCAAGUGUGCGAACAUCACCUUCCCCAGUCCAGAGAAUGUUGGCGCAGAAGACAGUUUCUUUCUCUUCCCAGAGGUGUACAAAAUUGAAACAAGAGACAGCGAGCAGGUUGGAGACUCCAGUUCCCAGGAGCAACAUUUCUUUGUACUAGGGGACAAUCAUGGUAACCAUUCGGGGACCACUGCUGAUUUGAUCCACAAGUUGUACUUGCUCUUCUCCUCUGAAGAAGUGAUGGUGAAUGACAAGGAGGAGGCACACUGGGAAGAAACUGCAGCUCCCGUGAACGACAAGCAAGAUGGCGAGGAUGCAAGAUAAGCACACGGGAGAGAAGAGUGCCCCCUGGCAUACGGGAGUCCCUGCAGCAGCUCCAGCCGGAAGUGGCAAUCAUUUAUUAGAAGGGUAGGGGCAGGAACUAGAACUAAACUUUGUUCCCAGUCCCAAACCUGAGAGAGAGAGAGACUCUUCAGAAUAAGGACAUCAAGGAGCAGACGUGUGGAAGUAGGAAUGGGGCUUCAUCUCUCAGGGGGGACUGGGGACAUGGAGCAAGAAGUAGCAGUCUUUGCUGUGACGGCUCUGUUCAUUUUGAUCAGCUUGCAAUGAUCCGCCAAAAGAAGUUUUUUUUCAUAGUUGUUGUUACAUCUACAUCUUAAAUUAGACCCCGAGUAAGAGCAAUUUGUAAUUGGAGUGCCCUAGGGCUGUCUUUUACCCAUUUGUACAGCGGUAAACACAGUGGCUUUGGUUCUAGUAGGACCCUGAGAUUACACCCAGCGUUGAUUACCUGUUCUCUGUGGGUCUUAUUUACCUGGAUGUUUACAAAGUAACAAAUUCAUAGGAAGAAAAGGGGAGGGAAGGGCUGCUUGCUCACAUUGGGAACACUUGUUUCCGAUUUUAGUGUGCUUCGCGCUUUGUGUGCACUUGGGGUUUGCUAUGAAAGAAAACCCGUCAACAUGCAAACAUGGUAACAGAUCUGUUCUUAAGAAUUACAAUGCAGCAAAAACAGUUUCUAAAAGAGAAACCAGGUCUGACCCAGAAACUUGUUCUGUGCAUUCUUGUUAGCUGUUGUCUAACUCAGACCCUUUAGAUUACACGUCCAGAAAAGCAUGUAGAAAUCUAGUUGGGAAAUACACGUACAGGCUAAGAUAAAGCGGUAGUGAGUUAGUUACGAAAUCAUUGAGUUUAACAUGGCUAUGGGCAGCGCGGUGCUACUUAGAUGAAAACAAGAGCAAAGUCAUGUGAUUUGCUGGAAACCGGGUGAGACUGGAGGCCCUUGUGCUAGGUGGACACAAAGACAAGGAUCAUAUGCUUUCUCUCACGUGUGGAAUUUGGGGGCUGGGAGGUUGUAAAGGAGACAAAAGUCAAGGGGAUUUAAUUUAAAGAGGAAAAAAUGAGUAACAGAGGAGGCAAGUUUUAUCUAAAUGUUUUGAACGCCUGUGUGGAAAUGUCAUAAUGAAACCCAUUAUUCUGUACAAUUAAUAUAUACUAAUAAAGUCACUCAAUUUGGUUAA
Molecule: messenger RNA, 9065 nt
Organism: Arvicola amphibius (Eurasian water vole)
Lineage: Eukaryota; Metazoa; Chordata; Mammalia; Rodentia; Cricetidae
Gene: Col6a5
Product: collagen type VI alpha 5 chain
Exons: 40
Coding region: 1-7875 (2624 amino acids)
Biological process (GO): extracellular matrix organization
Molecular function (GO): extracellular matrix structural constituent conferring tensile strength
Source: RefSeq, a predicted model, not a curated record